This is a messenger RNA of Eriocheir sinensis (Chinese mitten crab), 2275 nucleotides long. RefSeq lists its product as uncharacterized. Lineage: Eukaryota; Metazoa; Arthropoda; Malacostraca; Decapoda; Varunidae. The transcript is spliced from 7 exons. The record is from RefSeq and is a predicted model, not a curated record. Gene Ontology annotation, molecular function: zinc ion binding; DNA binding. The coding region runs from base 590 to 1150 and encodes 186 amino acids.
UCUGGGGCUAAACAAGAGAAGAGAAACUCGGCAGGAGGAGCCAUAGAGGAGCCAAUGAGAGGGCGAGGCUGAGGUCACGUGAGCCAGUGUGUUGUGUUCCCAGGUGUUGGAGGACCCGCCGCCGCCCUCCCUCCUUCUCCCCGCCGUGUGCUCCUCUGCGGGUGGUGACGCGAGAGCCAGCCAACCAGCUAGACAAACAUCAACAUCAACAUCGAGAGCAUUAUUACCAACACCAGCUCUGUCAGUGUAGCCAAGGCGAGGCGAGGCGUCCACACAGCGCAUUGGCAACAGUGUGAAGGUAUGGGUGGGCGUGUGGUGGGAGUUGUCACGUGGUAUUCCUGACCUGACCUCGUAUCAGGUGACCUCCACGGUUGUUGGCAGGUACAACCAGUAGAGGGAACACAACACACCCCAGCCCAGCUGCUGCAGGUGUGGUUGGUGCAAACCAGCGCCUGUGUGUGUGUGUGAGGGGUGAGCAGAGGGGAGGUAGCAGGUGUCUACAGACAGAGGAGUGAGGCAGCCCAGCAGCUGCCCGCCCCACACAAAGUCCACAACUCUGGCAGGAGGAGAACAACAGAUCGACCGGAGGAUGGAGCGAGAGAGCAACCAGCUUGAGGCCGGGCCCAUCCUGUGCCGCACUGGCUGCGGCUUCUUUGGGUCCCCCAACACUGACGGGCUCUGCUCAAAGUGCUACAAGGAUGCCCUCAAGAAGAAGCAGCAGCCUCCCUCCAGUGUGACCUCCCCCACCUCUCCGGCAUCCUCUAGCCCUUCCCCCCCAGCUGCUGCCCUCCAUCAGACCCCGGCGGCUGCCACCACCACUGCUCAGCCCACGGUUCCCUCCCUCACACAGGUGGGCGGGGCAGCGGCGGAGAAGCGUGAGAGCAGCGAAGAGGGCGGGGCGUCUGCCUCGGAGGACCUGGACCCAGCCAGCCCAGACAAGGAUGCAGGAAAGAAGAAGAAAAACAAAUGCCAGAUGUGUAAGAAGAAGGUUGGGCUGACAGGAUUCACGUGCCGGUGUGAUGGGCUGUUCUGCUCCGUGCACCGCUACAGCAACGAGCACCGCUGCACCUUUGACUACCGCGAGCAUGGGGCGGAAGAGAUAAGGCGGAACAACCCCGUCAUCAAGGGUGAGAAGAUCCAGAAGAUAUGAAGCAGAGGCUAGCGGGCCCUCCCCCCUCCCCCCCUGGUGAUGGCUGGACCGGCAGGAUCUUUUUUCAUUAUUAUUUUCCUUGUUCUAUGAAUAUAUUUGAAAAUAGGCCUAUUUGUACAGUGGGGUCAGCGCAGGGGCGGGCCGUCCGCAGGGCCGCGGCGGAGUUUUGAGUUGUGUUGGUUGGCUCUGCUGUGUUGUGUACGUGUGUGUGCGUGGGGCCGCCGCCCCGCACCGUGUCUAGCAUUACCUCAUCGCGUCACCACUCACCCCCUCGCCUCAUCGCCUCACCUCAGUCAUCGUCACCUUCGUCGCCGCACCCUCGCGCAUCAUCACAUCCCAUGUCGUCUAGUUUGUAGCAAAAUAGCCCGGCCGGCGCCCAGCCCGGGAGCCUGUCGGGCUGAACUCGGUCCGUGCGUCCUUGAGAGAUAAUAUAAUGAAGUGGCGUUGUUCUUUCCGGAAGGGCGAGGGAAGGAAGCCGCUGGGGUGGACGUGGCCCCUGGGCCGCGGCCUGCCUUAACCCGGCCGCCGGAACCGUCGGCCCGGCCAGCUCCAGCGGCAGGCCGUCAUUAAGCACUGGGACUCACUUAGAGACGGACUCUCGCCUUUUGUACCGAGCGUAUUAAACCUACUAAAUACUGCAACAUUUGUAGUGGCUACGAGGAAUGACAACAGUGAGGUUUCCUUGUUUGUGUGAAUGGAGACUUACCUCUUACUAGGGCACCUGUGUCACUUUUACCUUAACCAAACCACCGCCCGCCCUCGCCCCGACCGCGAGGGAAACUUGCCGGGUUUUUGUGAGACUUCUCUUUUUUGUGUUUUAUUGCAGUAGUCGGUGCUUAUACAGAGUAGCGGACACGCUGGAACAUCAGUUUUAACGAAGAAUAAAGGUUUAACGUGGCAAGCUCCUUACAAAUGUUGCCUGGUGAAUGACAGCCAUGUUUGCUCCUUCCAUUUUAGUGUUUAGUUUAUCAUGCCAGUCCGUUGGCAUCUUGUUUGUGAGGAGUUUGUUUCUUUGCUUUAUAACUAUUCCCUCUUUGAUUACCAUUAUUACCAAUAGUCAUUGUUACUAUAUACGAUUUGUAGUCAAAUAUGUCCUGGUGUGCUCAAUAAAUGGGUACAGCUAAC